UGCGAUGCCAGCUGUAUGUAUGACACACCGUCUGUCCGUCAAUUCAUUGAUCCACAGUCAUCAACUUGCUCCAUUUGACAGACAACACGAUCCAAUCUUCCCACUCCCAUCGCACAGCUGGUGUGUGUCCAUCACGUCACCAAUACCCAUGCACACACAUGGCCGCUCGCCUCGCCUUGUCAGCCCCUCGCCGCGAUCAAAGGUGAGGCGGUGGACGGCGAUGGGGGUGAGGGCUGGCAGAUGCCUCUAGCGUCUCAAUCAGCUCCGGCUGGCCCACACUGACACAAAAGCAACAUAGCGCCAUUCGCACGUCGCAUCGGCUGUCUGCCUUGUGACUUACCCUGCUGUUCUGUACGCUUCAAGCAGCAUGGCGACCUCGCCCUUGUCUUGGCCCUCCCUCGCCCACUGGCUUACCGACCCUUCAAUGGCCUCCAAACACCACCUGGCCUCGUCACACGCUGCAGCCGUCUCGUCACCCUGCUGCUCAUCGCCCAGAGCCAUGAUGGACAAGGCGAUGGCUAGGUCAGGGAGUAGAGGCGAGUCGGCCUGUCUGGCCUCGAUCUGACGCCGCACGGGGACCAGCUCGGAACGGAGAGACCGGAGGUAGCGGGCAUCGGUCACCUGACGAAACGAACGAACGAACGAACGAACGAACGAACGGCCCACUGUGUGUCAAUGAGUUUGAUUCCUUGUGUGUGUGUGCCUACGUUGAGUGCGGCAAGUGCAACGGCGAGGUCAACGAGUGUCCGCAGAGGGAUCGUUGUGCGGCUGGUCACUCGGUCAAGGGCACGGCACACACGGCGCACGUUCGCCCUGCGUCGCAUGCACAACACAGAGAUUUGGGCAGGUGCUUGUGUAUUUGUGUUUUGUCCUUUUUCCCUUCGCACCUGAGCACGUUGGCCAGAGUCCCCUUGAUGGGUCUGUGGUUGGUCUCGGCUGAGGCGAGGGCGAGCUGGGCCAUCAUGCGCCCGAAAGCCGAGCUCAUCGCGUUGCUCCCCUUAGCGUGGCGCAUCGCACGAUCGCUGCACACAGGAAAAGAGAAAGAGUGUCACCGGUUGAAUCCACACGUACGACACUCACUGAGGCACGUCCCUCCGUCCGUCCGUGCGUACCAGAGAAUCUCCUCCACUCGCUCGAGCAUUAUGCCCACUGUAACGUCCCCAUCUCGCCUCCGGUCAUGCCACCACCUCCCCAAUGCUAACAUGCCCUUGCUGAGAAUGCCCGUAACGUCGCCCACGUUGCCCUCCACACACACAUUCACGAAGCGGCAGAUGUCCCGCGUCUCGCACAUAUUCCCCUCCCCGCCUGCGUUGGCCCUGUCCAGCAGCUGCUCGCCUUGCAUGGCAAGGGCGUCCAGAUGGGGGCGGAGGUCGGGCUGCGGGAAGGGCAGCACCUGGUGCAACAUUGCUGUUAUGUACUGACAACGAGCGGCAUGGGACAAGGAAAGGAGGCACGGAUAAUGUGCGUGUUCACCAGCGAUGGCGUGCUCGUGCUCAGGUCACCCUGAGAGCGGUCCGCGUUGUCCAGGGUGGUGACUGGAUGCGGUCGACCGUGAAGUGACGAAUGAAGGGGCCGGUGCCCGGUGCCUCGGCAGCAGCCAUCAGAGCCUCAGAAUGUCGAACAAUGCUGACUGCCGACAUUGCCUCCUGCGCACAUACACACAGAUACACACACACAGAGAUAGAUAGAGAGAAGGAGAAAGAGAUAGAGAGGGAGAGGGAGAGGGAGAGAGAGAGAGACAGGAAUUAUGCACAUUUGCUUCUUCAAGUGAAGAUCCCGUGCAUUACGACAGACUAACGUGUAUUGACAGGGCUUGUCUCUUGUCUUCCUUGAUGAUCCUCUCAAGCAGCGGCACGUGGAGGGCGGCGGAAACAUUAGUGUGUUGCGAGCAGAGCCACAGGAGCGGGAUCAAACCCUGGGGAAACGAAACGGCACAGACAACGAAGUCAGCCCAUCCCAUCGGUGCACACAGUCUCCUCUGUUCUUUCUCUUACCUCCCUCUCCUCCUCGGUCAGCUCUGUGCCGUCGCGCAGUCGCUCCGUCCACCGCGCAAACCCCUCCUGUGUCGGCUUCUCUCCUCCCCGCCACCUCCACAUGUUCACCGCCCAUUGCACCAGCCCAACCUCCCCGCCCACCCGCAGCAUUGCCAGCAGCGCCCGCUCCUCGUCCGUCUUUCCAUACUUCCUUUCUUUCUCAAGAAUGCCUUUUAGUGCCUCCCUUUCGCUGCCUCUCAACUUGCCCAUCCGAGCCAUGGCCACGUCGGCAAGAAGCGAUCGGAACCUCUCAACAGUGCCGUCCCCGCUGUCCUCCUGUUCCCGCGCGGUCACCUCGAACAGCGACACGAGCACACCGCCAUGCACCUGUUGCGGGAUGGGCUCCUCCUUUGCGUCCAGCAGCGCAUUCAUCAGUUUCCGUUUGACCUCCCCUGCCUUGUUGACCGUCGCACGGGCAGCCAGCAGGAGCCAAGUGCCCUUAACGUUGCUGCAGUAGAAGGUUGGGUGGGACUGGAGGGACUGCAUGAGCGCGGUGUCUGCGAGGUCGACAAAUGCUGGGGCGGCGAAGGGGAGCAGAGGGGCAUACAUGACCUGCAGCAGGGCAGCGAGAUGGCGGGGUCGCUCGGAACAAGCCGCGAGGAAGCCUUCCGUGUCGUUGAGGGCCCUGUAGGAGCGACCACCAAGUACAUGUAUGACGAAUGCAGCCGGUACACGAUGUUCUCUUUCUGUUCUCACUUGGUGGCUAUGCCGCGCCGCACCCCUUGAUCAAUCACUCCGAAGCGGUCAGCGGCCUGUGCAAUCUGUCCCACGUACUUGAGCAUCGUCCUGUCCCACUUCCAGUCCCCCUCCACCAACGCCUCCCCGUCGAUGGCUGCAACGGCGUCACUCAGAGACUCUCGCACAGUCCCCGGACACCUGUGAUAAAGCUCCCCAGCGGCGAAGACCAUCAGAGCCCGUUCCCUCAUCGGCAUGCAGGAAAUGUUGUCGGCAUUGGUAAGAUAGGAGAGGAGCGCCCUCACCCACUUGCUGAUAGACUCCAUCAGCCGCGGGUCUCUCUUGGUCUUUCGCCUGCGUGGAGGAACACGGAAAGCCCUCGACGUGACGUAGGCGAGGUCCACUGCCUGCGUUGGUGGCAGCGCAGGCAGGAUGGCCGUCAAGUGGUCAAGGUAGAGAGGCGCGACUGUCCGAAAGGCCUUAAGGCAAGGGUGGCUGCUGGCCGAGGCGAACAUCGCACAUGACUUCAAAGUGCGGAUCAGCACGUCCGUCGGCACACUAUCCACAACGUAGCUCGGGUCGGCAGAUAGCGCCUCCAAAGAAGCCGUAAUGAGCGGCGCCAGCAUGUCCACCUCUUGCCGCCUCUCGUGUAGCGGCAGGGACGCCCUGCUCCUCCCAUCACCAAGCACCAACGCGUCAAGGAACGCCUCGCAGACGGCGAGCGGUGUAGAGGGUCCUCCACUCCUCGGAAGCAUCGAGUCAGCCGACAAAUCGCCUCGUAAGUCCGCGAUUUCUUGCUGGUGAUGCUGUUCACCUGCCAGUGCUUGGCGCGGAUCCAUCGACGAGAGGUGCAGACCGAUGUGGCGACGAUUCAUCGUUCGGAGUGGACGGGAUAGAGGGAGCGUUGGGCUGAGGUAUGCUGAUACGAUUGCCGGGAUGCUCAGCAUGAGGGAAAAGCUGAAGAUGGGGAUGAGUGAGGAAGCCAUCCAUCUAGAAGAUGAACCAAUGGAAAGCAGGGACUUCUGUUCCUGCUGGCAGGACGCACGCAAUGGGUGGGGUGAAUAGGAGCCUCCCC
Messenger RNA from Vitrella brassicaformis, 3783 nucleotides. NCBI's taxonomy places the organism in Eukaryota, Vitrellaceae. The record is from the annotation of a GenBank genome assembly.